This is a messenger RNA of Seminavis robusta, 1662 nucleotides long. Lineage: Eukaryota; Bacillariophyta; Bacillariophyceae; Naviculales; Naviculaceae. The record is from the annotation of a GenBank genome assembly.
AUGAAACCAAGAAAUCUCCUCUUGGCGGCACUAGUCGUUGUGACGGCAAUCUUAGUUGUCGCGUUCGUUGUAAACUUUGAGCAAUUGCUCGUGAGAAAGAAUGCCUCCCAUGAGAUUAACGAAAAUGAUGGCCUGAUCUGCCAUGUUGAGCUCACUCUAAUGAGCUUGGACAACGGAGGAGACGAAGAAGACUACGAAUGUGUUGUAGUCUCCACGAAUAAAGAUUCUGCUUUGAUUCCCGAUAUGUCAGUUGCCAUUGACCUUCCAUUGGCGUUUAUCUACAACAAUCGAAAAGCUCUUGAUGAUGGAGAUCUAUAUAUCCAGAUUCCCGGGGGUUCAGUGAAUCAAGAGUUUGUAGAAGGCUUUGGCCUUGUGAGUACCAAUGUCUCUAUCCCUCCCUCUUCCGAGAUUUUGGUCCUGAACGCCACUGAAGUUAGUUCCAUGAGGCAUCACAGAAAACGAAGAAGGCGCACUUCUGAACUAAAACGAGAGCUAGCGGAUGGAAUGGGUGUCCGGACUGUUAUGGUGUUUCGAAUCACUACAGACAAUGCUUCACCUGAGAUUGGCGCCACUGAAAUCGAAGAGAGAAUGUACAGCACAACCCAGUUUUCGUUUGCCUCCCAAUUUGAGAAAUGCUCAUUCGGAGAGCUGACAUUCCAGCCCUUUGAUUUGCAAACACCUGUGACCGAGCUGUAUGUGCCUGGGGAUGUUGAGUCCUUCACCGAGCGAACCAUUUUGAAUGCUGCAACGAGACAGGCUGCGGCACUCUUUGGUUCUGACGUUUGGGACACUGUCGAUCACGCCAUAUUCUGUAUGCCUGAUGGCACUACGGGGAAACCAUACAUUGCCUAUUCUGGAGUGGGCUCUUUCUUUUCUGUUUAUCAUAACGUGAGGUGCGCCUACCCCACAACAGUGAUGCACGAGAUUGCUCACAACUGUGGUCUCGGGCAUGCCUUUGAGAACGGAGAGGAGUACGGGGACGAGACGUCCAUCAUGGGAUUCUCAUCAAGUUCCAAAACAGGACCGAGUAAGUGUUUUAAUGGGCAAAACAUUUGGCAUUUUGGUUGGUUCAAGAGCAGGUCAAUCAUGGUUGAUCCAUUUCAAGGGCACCAUGUGGUCGAAUUGGCCCCCUUUGUCGACUACGACAAAAUAGAAAGCUAUCAGGCAGUCCUUAUCACCGUGUUUGACAUGCACUUCGUCUAUAACCGAGCAAAAGGCUUCAAUUUUGAAACAAGCGAGUACCAAAACAAAGUGACAAUUGCAAAAGAGCAAAACGAAAUCAACUCGGAACUGAUGGCGAUGAUUGAUAUGGAGCAUCCAAUCUUCACAAUAGAGAACGUCUUCGGAACAGGCAAGUCUCUUUAUGUAGAGCUGUGUGAAUUGGUGGCUGGUGACGCAGGGGAAGACUACUACGUUGUUAGCAUUGGCCUUGAUUACAGCAUGUGCCCAACCCCCAAACCACCAAAGUUAACUCCGAGCCCUACAGCCAUCUCCAAUUCCAUCCCCAUUUCCAACCCCUGGGCCAACGCCCUUCCCAACCCCAUGGCCCACCCCUUGGCCCACCCCUUGGCCAACGUUCCGACGAACCCCUGGGCCUACCUUCCCGACAGUACCGAACCCAGGCUCAAAUCACCACUUCGACCCUCCGAGCUACGUCGUUGA